AGGAUUUGGUCAAAAUUGUCUUCUGAGUCUCCAUUUUUAUGGACCUCUCAAAUAAGGGGUCAUUUCUCCAAAGCUGGAACUGGUUGGAAGUCUCCCAUAAAUAUUGCUGUGCUGAGCCAUCCUUUCAUUGGCUGCGUUCCUCUGUGUCCUCUAAGAAAGCUGAAUUUGGCCAAAAAUAAAAGAAGCCAGGAACAUCUGACAGAGCUAUCUUUACCACUUAACACCUGCAGAAGGUAAUUGGUUGUGAGGGUCCUACCAGAUUAUGUCUGUAUGACCACAGCAGGGACUUGAAAAUUAAAUCAAGCAGCUCCUGAAAAGCUCCAGGUGAUUUCAGAACACCUGCAGGAAGUAUUUUUCCAAAGCACUGGUACAUCAGAAAACAUCUUCUGAUGAGCUUCUCACUUGUGCCAGGCACUGUUUAGUUCCAGCACAUUCACGUUUUACCAUCCAAAGGUUAAACUGUGUUUAACCACUUGGAGAACUCUCUAAGGUGAGGAGAAAUAACGUGUCCUUUUGCCUUUAAAGAAGGUAAGUUUGGGAUCCAAACCUAUUGUUAGCUGAGCACAUUUUUAAAUGGUUACAGUUUUUCCUUAUGUUUCUAAAUACUUCAGUCAGUUUCUCUGAGUUUUUAAUUGCACAGGAGACCGAGUUAACAGUACAUUAUUUUUAAUCAGUUCAUUUUAUCUGGCUUCAGAAUUCUGAACCAAAUUAUCACCAUCACCAACUAAUUACUGGUUUAUAAUAAUUUCACAGUGUGGAGUCUCCAGUAAUCCAAUAUGCAUUGCCUACAAAACAACAAUGCACUGUGUCACCUCAGGGAUUUUGGCUGUUUGUGUUACUGGCUGAAUUUCAGAGCACCAGAUGAAGAAACCAAGGCUUAUUUCCCUUGAGUUUGGAUUUGCAUGAUUAGUUCUCUGUAUGUUAUCCUAUAAAUGGACAUCAAGUAUCAAGAGAGAAUUGCUUUCAAACAAUUCUCUUUUUGCUUCCCUGCCUCUGAAGUACAUUUCCCUGCAGGCAGCAUCACGUUUCAACCUUCUUCCUACUUCUGGUGACACAGCAGGAACAGAUGUCCCUGUGCAGGUACUGUCAGCAAUCAUGGAUAGUUGUUUUUCACAUUGGUACAGGAAUGCUCAGGAUGCUGCAAAGUGUUGACAAAGUAUGUCCACCACCAGAGCUAGUGACUGAAAAGCUUCUGAUUCCUUGUGUAGGGUAUAGACCUGAGAAUCUCAGAUUUCUGAAGUUUGGUUCCUCCUGCAAAUAACCCCUCUGUGUCCAUGUGAGGAGUAUUCCCAUCCCCUGCUGGAACACAACAUAAUUUGCAAUAGCUGUUUAGUAAUGCUGUAGAACAGCAGAAAGGGAGCAAAACAGCUGUGUCUGCUAUGACAACAAAAUCCACCUUGGUCAGUCAUUUAUCCUUUCUGCAAGCACUUGUCUGGCUGUUUGGAUGAACCCUUCCUCUGUGGAUCCUUCCUCCUGGAAAAUGCUGAAGAUCCUACUGAUGAGUUGUCUUUCAAACCUGCCUCAUAGUUCUGAGGUCCUAAUCCAGCAAGGUUUUCCUGUCUGCAGCCUUCCCUUUCAAUCUGUGCCACUGGAAACAGUGGUUUAUGGAACCAGGGUAAUUUCAGUGCUGUUCCCAGUGCAUCAUCCAUCAUUUUAUUAUCACUCAGUAUAGUCACAUUCUUGUCUUGCUAAAAACAGAUUAUAUAGAGGCUGUGAGCUUCUAUUCAUGAUACUGAUAUUCACACAUUUGCUGAUCCAAGCUAACUGAUCAGUUCCAAUCCUCGUAGUAACAAAGACAGGCUUCAGUGCAGACUGGUCCAGCAUCCAAGAAGGCUCAUGGUACUCACAUUUAAAUUAACCUUGGUUGAAACUAGCAUGUACAGUUUUUUUGUGCUGCAGUCAGACCUCCCAGCUUAGAAGAGACAUGCUUGAAGACUCCUGCAUUUUGGAGUGCAACCCUGCUUCUUCAGAGUUAACAGUGACUAAUUACAUACGUAAUGAGUGAUCCUGAUUACUCGAUUAAGCAGCAGGAAAAAAGAGAGGAUUUGAAAGAGCACCCCUGGGUAUUACCAUGAAGAUUCAGCUGAUGCAAGCUGAUCCAGCCCUCUGGAGAACACACAGAUUUUCAGUGUGUUGGUGUAGUUCACACUUAGAAAGUGAGGCAAGAAGAGAUUCACAUUAUUUCAGUGCUAGGAAUGAGUGUCAAAAGGCAAGACUGCUGUCCAGGUCUUAGCCAAUGUGCUUAGUAAUGCCAAACACAGACAUUUAAAGCUCAAGACAGAUAUCCAGAAUGUCGGAAUUCUAUUUAACCAAUCUGUACUUCUUUCUCUUUUACUGCUGGUUUCUGAGCUGCAGGCUCUGGUCCAAGUAUGUUUUAAACCCUUUUCUGAAACUGUGAAAGCUAGAACCUUGAUUUAAUUUAUAUUGAAAGAUGUAUUGCUUAGUCAUCUUCAAACCAGUUCUUUAUAACACCAGACACUGUUAAUUUUACUGCUGAUGUCCUAAAACUGGUAUUUCUCCUCUAGAAUCAAUAAAGAUGAAGCUUCAGCCAAGGACUGGUUUAGAAUUAGAUCCCGUUUUUAUGGGAAUAAAUGAGCCUCUGAAGAAUGGCCCAUGUUUAUAUAGUAGAUUCUUUCUGUCUGCCAGUGUUGUUUGGGAAUACUGGCUUUCAUCCUCCUGCUUUCUGGUCCAAAGAAGGUGCAGGAAGGGAGUAGCAGCCCUCAAGGAAACUUCAUCAGAACACCUCCGUAGGAAAUAAACUGUAAACAGCAGGAGGUCUAUUAACAUUAAAACUACUUUUCUGCCAUUUCCUGUGGAGACUCCAACACUGUGUUGGUCACAAGUUCCUGGUCACAUCUUGAUAAUUGUGGCUAUUUCUUGCCAUUAUUGGAUACAUUAUCCUGAUGUAUUAUUUAGAAGACUGUUUAUACCAACAGACACAUAAAAGGAAAGUUAGCUUUGCAAAAGCCACAUAUUGAAGUGUUUUCAGAAGUUCUGAGUUUCUGUUCUGAUGUGCCUUGGCUAAAAACAAAAGGCAUUGUGUCACUGGCAUCAAUGCCAUUAGCAUUAGCCCUUUCAGAUAUGGGUGUUUCUCACUGCAUUAAAUAUUUGCCAUGGACACAGUCCUAUAUUUAAGGUGAUAGAUUGGAACUUGGUUCCUGAGAGACCCCUUCAUCCUGCUAGGCUGGAAUUACACAGAAGGGGCCUGACAAUAGCCUGCUUCCCUUGGAAAGCUUUUAUUUUGUUCUGCUGUUAAAUGUUGCUAAAUGUUCUCUGUUAAAUCUUGUGUGUUUAUGAUGGCAUCAUAUGCUGCUUCAAAUCACUGAGGGAGCAGAUGGCAAAGAAUUCAAGUCCUAUCUGCCUCUGAUGCCCUUGGCAUUGAAACAUCCAAAUAUCUUCAUAGAUCUGAGUGUAAGAGCUGUGCCAGAAUGCAAACAAAGGAAUCUUUGAUCUCAGGCAUUACAGCAGCUCGCUGAUUGUGGACAGUCCUCCUUUUAGUCUUUCUAACCCCACAGGUUGUUUGCACUUAUUGCUCUGGAGUGUUCUAGAGUCCCAAAGGGACAGUGCAACAUUACUAAUUUAUACUAAUCACUCUAAAAGGAACCAAAAAGCUGUGGAAAAAUAUCAGGAGGAGACAGUGGAAAAGCACAACAUCCUAUCUGCUUCCCUUUAAAUAUAGCACAUCACAGUGAAAAUUUUCUUUUUAGCAAAACAUGGUACCAGAAUUUUGUAAGUGCCCUGAAAACAUCAAAAUUCCCCACUCUGUGUACUGCUGACAAUUCACAUGGGAGAAGUAAAACUAUUCCUGUACUCUAAGGAAAGAAGUAAUAAAUUACUGCUGUGCUUAUGAUUAUUAUUUAAGUGAAUGUCUGUUGCAGGAGUUGGAGAUUGAUGUACAAUUGAAUGUCACUGGUGAGGUGGAGUUUAUGUAUUAGAUUGAAACAAAUAUUUAAGGUAAGGAGUUUAGAUAGUGAAAGAAAGUGCUUCCCAAAAAGAUGAAGUGAAAAUAAAGACCACAAGGGUGGCCCAUAAGAAAAACAUUUUCCCAAGGGGUCCCUUCAUCAAAUCAGAAGUUUUGUCCAAGUCUGAUAAAAUGUUCAUAAAGAAAACCAAAAGGGACCAUCUGUGAUAGAAAAAGGUGCCUGUGUUUGAUCAUUGUAUUUUUUGGCUUUAUGCAGAGGUUACUGGGUGAGUACACAUUGAUGAUACAGGAGAUUGUGACAGUCUCUUGUCAUUAAAACAAGGGAAUAUAUAUGUCUGUCUCUGUUAAAAUAUGCAAAUGUGAGGAGGUGAUGUUUGCAAUCUGAUUUCAGGCCUCUGAAAAUAAAGAAAUCCAGACACAAUGACACAGAGACAAAAAUAGCAAUUUACAUGAGCUGUUAUUUGUUUAACCUGAACUCAGAUCAGCCUAAAGUCAUUUAUACAUAGCUUAGCACUGGAAAGCCUUGCAUAUGUCCAGACUCUUGUUUGGUUUUGUAAUUUCAACAUUUGCCUAUCUCUUAUCUUGUUCCCUUUGAGUAUUUGUUGCACAUGCAGAGUGUAACAGAAACAGUCUCAUAAAUACAAAUGUUCCUUGGCAUGGAACACUCUUGGAAGGCCUAUUUACAGAUAAUAUACCUGUGGUAAAUUCUUACACUACCAACAGUAGGACAAUCUUGAAGUUACAUAAAGAAGACCCUAAUCAUGUUUUUUUUUAUCACUCAAUGUAAUGUUGGAAUUACUGAUCCUUUGAUUUCACCUAUGGUAGUCAGAUCUCAGAGAGCUUCUCGGACUAUCCUUCAGCUAGAAAUAUUCCUGGUCACUCGUAACACUUGCACCUCUGAAUGCUUUAAGGAGUGUUGCAUUUUACAAAUAUUCCCCAGAAGAGUCUUUUUCAAGUACAUUCUUCCUGUGAAGACAUGUAACAUGCUGGUUUUGUGUUAUAGUACACACUGCCAGGAAGAUAUUUUAUAUUUUUAUAAAGUCUAUCUCUAUUAUCUUUGUUUAAAAAUAUGAUUAUACUUCUGGUUUUCUUCUGUGUGGAAAGCCUGCUUCUCAGACCAUGCCUUCCCCAAUCCUUGGGGAUUUAACUGUUUGUUUGAGGAAUUCUUUAGUGUGUUUAAUGUUUUUAGUGUGUUUUCUUUGAUAAAAUUAGCGGCAGCAGCUCAACUCUAAACACAUCCAUAGUUAUUACUAAUGAAGGCAACGAUAUCAUCACCUUAUUCACAUCUCCAGGCUUUUCCAACUGGUGGAGUCAAGCCUGUAAGAGAAUGGAAACUGGUUGGAAGGUUCACUUCCCUGAUGUUGAACGAGUGGAGUGGCUGAACAAGGUCCUUGUACAGGCUUGGCCAUACUUUGGAACAAUCAUGGAAAAAUCAUUUAAAGAAGUUCUUGAACCAAAAAUCAGAGCAAAGAGUGUACAUCUGAAAACAUGCACCUUUACCAAGAUUCACUUUGGCGAGAAGUGCCCUAGAAUUAACGGAAUAAAAGCUUACACCAAAGAAAUUGAUAGGAGACAAGUUACCCUAGACCUGCAGAUCUGUUACAUAGGGGACUGUGAGAUUCACAUGGACAUAUCGAAAUUUAAUCUUGGUGUGAAAGGUGUACAGUUGUAUGGGACGUUGCGGGUGAUCCUGGAACCUCUCCUAACGGAUGCACCUUUUGUUGGAGCAGUGACCUUGUUUUUUAUGCAGAAACCGCAUUUGGAAAUCAACUGGGCAGGCAUGAGCAACCUUCUGGAUAUCCCAGGGAUUAAUGUAAUGUCAGACUCACUAAUUCAAGACUUCAUUGCUGCACGGCUGGUUCUACCAAACAGGAUCACGGUGCCUCUGAAAAAGAACAUGAACAUUGCCCACCUGAGGUUCCCUGUCCCCCAGGGAGUAAUAAGGGUUCAUCUGUUAGAAGCUGAAAACCUUGUCCAGAAAGACAAUUUCCUUGGUGCCAUCAGGGGGAAGUCUGAUCCAUACGCUCUCGUCCGUGUUGGCACCGUGCAGUAUCGAAGCAAGACAGUCUCCCGAGAUCUUAAUCCCAUUUGGAAUGAGACAUUUGAGUUUGUUAUUCAUGAAGUGCCUGGUCAGGACUUAGAAGUGGAUUUGUAUGAUGAAGAUCCAGAUAAAGAUGACUUUAUGGGCAGCUUGCUGAUAGGCCUGGUGGAUGUAAUGAAUGACAGAACUGUUGAUGAGUGGUUUCCCUUAAGUAAGACGACAAGUGGACACUUGCAUUUAAAACUAGAGUGGCUUUCACUAGUAAACGACGAAGAAAAACUACAUGAGGAUAAGAAGGGUCUGUCUACAGCAAUUCUGAUUGUCUACUUGGACAGUGCCUUCAACCUUCCUAAAAACCACUUCGAGUAUUCAAAUGGUGAAUGUGGAGCAAAGAAGAUCAAAAAUAACAAGUACAUCAAGAAGAUGGAACGAGAACCUUCCUCCUUUGUCCUGCUCACAGUUGGGAACAAGACUCAGAAGAGUAAGACCUGCAAUUUCAGCAAAGAUCCUACAUGGGGCCAGGCUUUCACCUUCUUUGUCCACAGUGCUCAUUCCCAGUCACUCCACAUUGAGAUAAAAGACAAGGAGCGGGAUAGUGCCCUGGGAACUUCAGUGAUAUGUCUUUCCCACUUACUUAAGGACCCAAACAUGACUCUGGAUCAGAGAUUCCAGCUGGACCAUUCCAGUUCAGAUAGCUUCAUUAAGAUGAAACUUGUAUUGCGGGCACUGAAUGUUGAAGAACCUGAUCCGCAAAGAGUCAAGGCUGGUGUCAAUGCCUCGAAGCCAGGUCCUGUGCAUGUCAUGGAAAAGGCUGGAAAUCAGCAAAAGUUUUCCUCUCCACAAGUCUCAAAAGUACCUCCCAUGAGCAAAGACUCUGCAGCACCUGAGUCUCUGCCAAAAAAGGACAGUGGAGAAAACCUGGACACUAAAGACAGCUCAGCAGCUGCUGUACCAAGUGAAACUGUGUCUGGCCUUGAUGAAGCAGAGGGCAAGCAAAACCCAGAGCAUGGCCCACCAUCAGCAUUGCCCAGAGGAGCAGUGGCUGUGCCCACACUGCCUGUCCUGCAGGAAAUGAGGGUGGCACCCAGUGUCACUUCACUGGGGUCCCUGCCUUCUUCCUGCUUUGAAUUAAGUAGCAGCAACCUGGACAUUCAUAAUGGGACCGAGGUGCCUCUGGGGGAGAUCCAGCUGACGGUGCGUUACGCUUCCAUUCGGCAGAGCCUCGUCGUGCUGGUCAACGGCUGCAGGAACUUGGUACCCUCUUCCAACCGUGGAGUCGAUCCAUAUGUUCGUAUAUACCUGCUUCCAGACAGAAGAUGGACAAGUAGGAAGAAGACUUCUGUUAAGAAAAAAACUCUGAACCCCCAAUACGAUGAGAAGUUUGAAUUUUUUGAAUCUUUGGAAAAUGUCAAGAAAAGGACACUGGACAUUGCAGUGAAAAACAGCAGGCCAUUCAUUUCACAGGAGAGGAAGGAGCUGGGGAAAGUGCGCAUUGACUUGUCCCAGGAGGAUUUAAUAAAAGGUUUUGCACAAUGGUAUGAGCUGACAAGGAGCAGACGCAAGAAAUUCUGAUUUCUUCUCGUGUACAUAAGUUACUAAUUUUUCAACUUUAUACAAAUGUACAUAUCUCUUGUAAUUAACAUGUUUUGCAGUCACUGCAAAUUUGAAGCAGGCUCCAGCUCAGGACAUGCAAAUUUAAUGAUCCUAUUUGGGGAUUAGUUCUCACUGAAGUUAAACAUAUUUUCCCCCACACAGGGAGUAAUUUGUCCUUAAAGAAUAAAUCCUUUACGUUUGCUAUUUCUGCAAAUACCCCCUCAAAGGGCAUCUAAGUGUGAAACCUCUCUUAAAGAAGGGUUGUACCUGGGGAGAUUUUAGACUGUCAGCCAAGUGUCAUUACUUUGCCUGGCAGUCUGAUGGCCCUAGGAGCUCGUUCAUGUUGUUUUAACAUGGAAGUGGUGUGCUUUUAAAAGAAUACAUUUUGAAACAGUAUUCUCAUCUGUAGGGCUACAGAACCAGUUAAAAGAGAAACUCUUUAACAGCUAUUUUGUUGGUUUUUUUUUUUUGACAAACUAAGAAGUUGGUAGUCCGCUGUUCAGAAUUACCUUAGCAGACUGUGGCUGCAGGUAUGUAAAUAAUGAGCUUUCAAAAGCAGGGAGAAGAAUUUACCAAGAUGUCAUUAUGGUUUUAGUUUGUGAUGCCUUAACUGGUUUUGUCCUUUGUUGCAGUACAUUUCAAAGUCUUGUAAACCCAGAUUCUGGCUGAGGACCAGCAAAGUUUUGUAAACUAACCUUAAUAAUAUUGAGGCAAAAUAUUUUUGGAAGCUUGGUGUACUUGUUUCUGUACAAUAAACUUUUAAUGGUCUUGGA
Messenger RNA from Parus major (Great Tit), 8329 nucleotides. It is a transcript of the gene ESYT3, whose product is annotated as extended synaptotagmin 3. The record is from RefSeq and is a predicted model, not a curated record. NCBI's taxonomy places the organism in Eukaryota, Metazoa, Chordata, Aves, Passeriformes, Paridae. The transcript has 24 exons. Bases 5250 to 7535 code for a protein of 761 amino acids. Gene Ontology annotation, biological process: lipid transport. Gene Ontology annotation, molecular function: lipid binding.